AAAAUUCUUUUGUUUGAAACAUUUUGACGGCAUUCUAUCAUACGUUUUCUCUUUAAAAUCAGUUUAAAUCAUCUUUCGAUGUAACCAAUCUCAUUAGCCAAGCCUGUCCAUUGUUGCUUCAGAUUCAUGGCAGCUCAAUGGCAGGGAAAAUCCCUUAAAUGUCUUCUCAUUCUCUUCCUUUCUUCUUUACUCAUUGCCGAUUCAUCCAUCUCCGACCCUCAACUCGAGGCCUUACUGGCUUUUAAAGCUUCAAUAAGCGAUGAUCCUCUUGGUGCUUUGUCGAAUUGGACAAGCUCUAUUCACCAUUGCAAUUGGACUGGAAUCUCUUGUGAUCCUACCUCAACUGCUGUAGUUUCUAUCACUCUAAUUCAGAUGCAACUGGAAGGUAUCUUAUCUCCAUUUCUUGGCAAUAUCUCCACCCUUCAGGUCAUUGAGAUCAGCUCAAACAAACUAUCUGGAUCAAUUCCUCCUCAGCUUGGGCAAUGCUUAGAACUUACCGAGUUGGACUUCUAUGAUAAUCAACUCUCGGGUAUAAUCCCUGCUCAGCUUGGAAACUGUAAGAAUCUUCAGGCCUUGGAUCUGGGUUCUAAUGUCUUAGAAGGAAGCAUCCCAGAGAGUCUCUGCAACUGCACGUCGUUACAAGGAUUGGGUUUUGACACUAAUAAUCUCACUGGUUCUCUCCCUUCUUGCAUCGGAGAUUUGAUUAAUCUCAAAUUCUUCAAGGCUAGCACCAAUGGCUUAGUAGGUUCCUUCCCUCCUUCAUUUGUUAGGCUGCAAGGUUUGGAAAUUCUAGACCUCAGUGACAAUCAUUUAUCAGGAAUUAUACCUCCUGAGAUUGGAAACUUCUCGCAUUUAUCCAUACUCCAACUCUUCAUGAACCAACUUGAGGGGCCAAUUCCAGCUGGGCUAGGCCGGUGCACAAACCUCACACUCUUGAACAUCUAUAGCAAUAAGCUUACUGGUGUCAUUCCUGAUGAACUUGGAAAUCUCGUCAAAUUAGAAGCUUUGCGGUUGUAUGACAAUUGGUUGUCUUCCACAAUUCCCGCAUCUCUAUCUCUUUGCAAAUCUUUAGUAUUUCUCGGACUUUCUCAAAAUUUGUUAACCGGAUCAAUACCUGAAGAACUUGGUUCUUUGAGUUCACUUAAAGUUCUAACUCUUCAUGAAAAUCAAUUGACAGGAGAGAUUCCUGAAACAUUUGUGAAUUUGACCAACCUCUUCUAUUUGGCUCUCAGUUUCAACUCUUUAUCUGGGCCACUUCCUUUGGACAUCGGAUCAUUGUAUAACCUGGAGAAAUUAAUCAUUCAUACCAAUCAAUUUACAGGACCCAUUCCACCAAGCAUCAGCAACUGCACCCAUCUUGUGAAUGCAAGUCUGACUUACAAUAGAUUUACUGGUGUUAUACCUUCAGGUUUGGGUAUGUUGGAGAACCUCACGUUCUUUUCACUAGGAAGGAGUUCAUUGUCAGGAUCUAUUCCAGAAGAUUUGUUCAAUUGUACCAAGCUUUCCGUUUUGGAUCUUUCAGAAAACAAUCUCACAGGAUUUCUGAGCCCUGCUAUUGGCAAGCUAAACAAUCUAAGAAAGUUGGUUUUAGGCUACAAUUCUUUUUCAGGUUUCAUCCCUCCUGAGUUAGGAAAACUUAGCAUGUUGUUGGAUUUGCAACUAGGUGGUAACAACUUAUCAGGUCAAAUCCCUUCAGAGAUUUCAAAAUUAUCAGCUCUCCAGGGGCUCUCUCUUGAGGCAAACUCUUUUGAAGGAGCAAUUCCUGAGCAAAUCUUUGAGCUUAAGAAUCUGAAUGGCCUGAGGAUUCAGUUUAAUCAAUUUUCUGGUAGAAUUCCAGAUUCUAUUUCCAAUCUCCAGUCACUUCAAUACUUGAAUCUCUGUGGAAACAAGCUCAACGGUUCCAUACCAAGAUCCAUGACCAAUCUAAAUCAGCUACUGUCAUUGGACCUGUCCCACAAUCUCUUAACUGGUCCUAUUUCUGGAUCAUUGGUUGCUGGCUUGAAGAACUUGCAGAUGUAUCUCAAUCUGUCACACAAUAUGUUUGUUGGUUCUAUACCAAAUGAGUUCAGUGCAUUAGAGAUGGUUCAAUCCAUAGAUAUUUCAAACAACAAUCUCUACGGGAGCAUUCCUUCAGCACUCCAAGGUUGUAAGAAUCUACAAUACCUAGAUCUUUCUGUAAAUAUGCUAUCUGGACAAUUACCUGUGACUUUAUUCCCAUAUUUACAGCUUCUUACAACUUUGAAUAUAUCAUACAAUAAUUUGAGUGGUGAACUCCCACCCAGCAUAGCUGCCCUGAAACAGCUUACCUCUCUUGAUGUUUCUCAUAACGGGUUAAGUGGUGGAAUACCUGAGAGUUUGGGAAACCUUACAAAAUUAAAACAUCUUAACCUUUCAUUCAAUCGGUUUGAAGGUCCUAUUCCAGACAUAGGGAUAUUUCAAAGCAUAAAUGUGUCCAGCUUGCUAGGUAAUCCUGCACUUUGUGGUUCAAAUCAUUUCUCUUCCUGCAAGAGUAGAAGCCGCAGGUUCUCAAAGAAAGGACUUAUCAUUGUUGUCGCAUUGUCAUCUUUCUGUCUGCUCUUUUUGGUAGUGCUGGCUAUCCUGGUCCUUAAACGACGGCAAAAGCAGAAUCCAAGCCCACAAUCUGACUUGUAUCUUAAAUCGGAAGCUUCAUUUAUUCCUAUAUUGAAGAAGUUCACUCGAAGUGAGUUAGAAUCAGCUACUGGGUUAUUUAGCAGUGAAAAUGUGAUUGGUAGCAGCAAUUUGAGCAUUGUCUACAAGGGCAGGCUUGAAGGCACUGGUCAGAUUAUAGCUGUAAAGAAGCUGAACCUUAUGCAGUUCCCCGUCGAGUCUGAUAAGUGUUUUCUUACUGAAUUGAGGACUUUGACUCAUCUAAAGCACAGGAAUCUAGUCAGGGUUUUGGGUUAUGCUUGGGAAUCUGGGAGGCUUAAAGCUCUGGCUUUGGAGUUCAUGGAGAAUGGCAAUUUGGAAACCAUUAUUCAUGAUCCGGAUGUAUGUCGAAGUAGAUGGAAUCUUUAUGAAAGGUUAAGAGUUUGUACUUCGAUUGCCAGUGGAUUAGAAUACUUGCACUCUGGAUAUGACUUCCCCAUUGUUCACUGUGAUCUCAAGCCUUCAAACAUUCUUCUAGAUAAAGACUGGGAAGCACAUGUUAGUGACUUCGGGACUUCUCGCAUGCUUGGUGUUCAUUUACCCGAACAAAGCAGCAGUUCCACUUCAUCAGCAUUUCAAGGAACCAUUGGAUAUAUGGCACCAGAGUUUGCGUACAUGCCAAGGGUGACCACAGAGGUGGAUGUAUUUAGCUUUGGAAUAGUUAUGAUGGAGUUCUUCACCAGGAAAAGGCCAACAAGGAUUACAGAGGAUGGUGUGCCGCUGACCUUGAAUCAGCUUGUAGAAAAAGCCCUUGAUGAUGGAUUUUGUACUGCUCUUAGCAUAAUAGACCCUGAAAUAUAUCUUUCAGGCAAAGUGGAGGAAGAGAAGGCUGUUGGUGUUCUGCAACUAGCCUUGUCGUGCACAAAAUUCACUGCCGAGGAUCGUCCAACUAUGAAAGAAGUGCUGUCAUCUCUGCUAAAGCUUACUGAUGUAUAAGUGUAGAGGACAAAUUGGUUGCUGGGGUGGAUCCAGACCAUUUUUUUAGGGUGGGCAAACUCUUGCGAUUUGCAAAUGCGAAGGCUGGCGAUUGCGAAGGCGAUCUGAUCUUGCGAGUUGCGAACGAUGGAACGAGAGGGCUUCGAGCCUUCGACUGUGAUUCUGCGAACGAUGGGAGGCGGGAUGGUCACGAUUAAUAAAUUGAGGGUAAAAAAGUUCUUAGAGUGGGGGCAAAAUUCCAAAAAAGCCCUCUCUACUGAAUAUAUUUCUAUUUUCAGGGUGGGUAUGUGCCCCUUGAAGCUUUCAAUUUAUGUUGAUAAAGAAAUAUAAAUAAUUGGACUUCACGUUUGGACUUAUGUUUUUGAGAUGAAUGUGUUCGGCCUUCGAUAGAUUAGACUCGGCAUUGAUUUUCUUUGAUUUAUCUCUCAUUAAGGAAAUAUCUUCUCAGUCAAAGUAAAUGAUUCUGAAUACAAGCUGUUAUGAUAAAUACUAUCUUGUAAUCAUGAGCAUAUAGGAUUUCAUUUUCUGUUGCCAACUUCUGACGUUUC
Messenger RNA from Dendrobium catenatum, 4151 nucleotides. Its product is annotated as LRR receptor-like serine/threonine-protein kinase FLS2. NCBI's taxonomy places the organism in Eukaryota, Viridiplantae, Streptophyta, Magnoliopsida, Asparagales, Orchidaceae. The coding region runs from base 127 to 3603 and encodes 1158 amino acids. Gene Ontology annotation, molecular function: ATP binding; protein binding; protein kinase activity. The record is from RefSeq and is a predicted model, not a curated record. The transcript is spliced from 3 exons. Gene Ontology annotation, biological process: protein phosphorylation.